AAGUGGCAGGUUUGACUCAUCCUAAGCCCAGACUGAAGCGUUCCGGGGCUGUGGGGUGGUUUUGGUGUCACGUUGUCUCUGGGAGCUGAUGGUCAUUCCCAAAUUAUUCCCAAUUUUCCCCCCGGGAACGCUCAGAGGACGCCUAUAAAAUCCGGAUCCGCAUCGACGACGAGCCCGCCAACCUGGACAUCCUGGACACGGCGGGGCAGGCGGAGUUCACGGCCAUGAGGGACCAGUACAUGCGGGCCGGGGAGGGAUUCAUCAUCUGCUACUCCAUCACCGACCGGCGCAGCUUCCACGAGGUGCGCGAGUUCCGGCAGCUCAUCUACCGCGUGCGCCGCACCGACGACACGCCCGCCGUGCUCGUGGGCAACAAAUCCGACCUGGCACAGCUGCGCCAGGUGUCCAAGGAGGAAGGCUCUGCCCUGGCCCGGGAGUUCAACUGCCCCUUCUUCGAGACGUCGGCGGCGUUCCGGUACUACAUCGACGACGUGUUCCACGCCCUGGUGAGGGAGAUCCGCCGCAAGGAGAGGGAGGCCGUGAUGGCCAUGGAGAAGAAAUCCAAGCCCAAGAGCAGCGUGUGGAAGAGGCUCAAGUCUCCCUUCCGCAGGAAGAAGGACUCAGUCACCUGAGCCGGGGGGGGGGGGAAAGGAAAAUUCCUCUGGGAAGAACGGAAGGAGAGCCCGGCGGGCGGGCCCGGAGCGGCUCAGGGACAACACCCUGAGGGGACUCCGGGAGUGACUCUGCCCGUUGUUUGUGUUUAGGAUGAGAUUCCCUUCCUUCCGCAUCCUGGACUUCGGACACAGCAACGGGUUUUCCUCCUGUUUGUUGCCAUUUUUCCCUCGGUUCCCGGCGUCACUUUGGGAACAUUCCCGGGUCAAACUGGGAGUGUUGGGAGCUGGGCUGUGCCAGACGUGGCUGGAGCUGCCCCCAGACCGGCUGAAUUCCCUGUUU
Messenger RNA from Corapipo altera (White-ruffed manakin), 954 nucleotides. RefSeq names its product Ras like without CAAX 1 (gene RIT1). Gene Ontology annotation, molecular function: GTP binding; GDP binding; GTPase activity. The coding region runs from base 225 to 632 and encodes 135 amino acids. NCBI's taxonomy places the organism in Eukaryota, Metazoa, Chordata, Aves, Passeriformes, Pipridae. The record is from RefSeq and is a predicted model, not a curated record. The transcript is spliced from 3 exons. Gene Ontology annotation, biological process: Ras protein signal transduction. Gene Ontology annotation, cellular component: plasma membrane.